This is a messenger RNA of Rhinichthys klamathensis goyatoka, 2293 nucleotides long. RefSeq names its product coronin 2Aa (gene coro2aa). The record is from RefSeq and is a predicted model, not a curated record. The coding region runs from base 265 to 1851 and encodes 528 amino acids. Gene Ontology annotation, molecular function: actin filament binding. The transcript has 12 exons. Lineage: Eukaryota; Metazoa; Chordata; Actinopteri; Cypriniformes; Leuciscidae. Gene Ontology annotation, biological process: actin filament organization.
GCUCCGCUCGCAAACACUGGACGUGCUGCUGGCAUUCUGUCCAUGUUUACUCAGGCUGCAGGGCAGAACUUUGACUGUGCUUAUGUUGAUGAUUUUCUUCCUUCUUUGACGUCUUCUCUUUUUCUGCGAUGCUUUACAAGAGAUCUGAAAUGCAAUUAUAACUCCUCCGGUGGAAGUGGCAAACCCGGAUAAUUUUCUCCACCUUUAUUUCUGCACCUUCAUCUCUCCUUUCUCUCAGGUCUUCGUGUGCUCAGCACAGACAGGAUGUCAUGGCGUCCUCAGUACCGUAGUUCCAAGUAUCGCCACGUGUUUGGGAAGCCGGCCACAAAAGAGAAUUGCUACGAUGGCGUCCCCAUCACCCGGAGUGUUCACGACAACCACCUCUGUGCCGCCAACCCUCACUUUAUCGCAGUCAUCACCGAAUGUGCGGGGGGCGGAUCAUUCCUGGUGCUGUCCAUCCAUCACACUGGCAAGGUUGACCCUCAUCACCCAAAGGUUUCUGGUCAUAGAGGCAAUGUACUUGACAUCAAAUGGAAUCCCUUUGAUGACUUCUGCAUAGCAUCUUGUUCAGAGGACGCCACAGUAAAGAUUUGGGAUAUUCCUGAACAUGGUGUUCUGAAGAACAUCACAGUGCCUUGGAAGGAGCUUCAGGGCCAUUCACGACGAGUCGGCCUCAUCGAGUGGCAUCCAACUGCCAACAACAUCAUUUUCAGUACCGGCUAUGACUACCAGGUUAUGAUGUGGAGGUUGGACGUUCCUGAACAGGUGAUCAAGAACCCUGUGCGGUCCAUCAGUGUGCAUUCAGAUGUGGUUCUGUCCAUGUCCUUCAACACAGAUGGCAGCAGACUCGCCACCUCUUGCAAGGAUAAGAAGAUCCGAGUGAUUGACCCGCGCACUGGCACCCUUUUACAGGAGACUAACUGCAAGUUACACAGAGCCAGUAAAGUGCUAUUUCUUGGAAACCUGAAAAUGCUUCUCUCUACGGGCAAUUCACGCUGGAACCAUCGUCAGAUUGUACUUUGGGAUCAGGAGGACCUCUCUCAGCCGUCUUAUUCAGAGGACUUGGACGGCUCCUCCGGUGUCCUCUUCCCUUUUUAUGACCCUGACACACACAUGCUUUACAUUGCUGGAAAAGGUGAUGGAAAUAUCAGAUACUAUGAAAUCAGCCCAGAGAAGCCAUAUGUGCACUAUUUGACGGAAUACCGAUCUCUUCUACCUCAGAAGGGAAUGGGUGUCAUGCCAAAGAGAGGGCUUGAUGUGUGUUCCUGUGAAGUCUUCAGAUUCUACAAACUAGUGACAAUCAAAAGUCUCAUAGAACCUCUAUCCAUGAUUGUUCCACGAAGGUCAGAGUCCUAUCAAGAGGACAUUUACCCCAUGACAGCUGGGAACAAGCCCGCCAUGACAGCAGAUGAGUGGAUCAGUGGUCUAGACAAAGGUCCCUUGAUGAUGUCUCUGAGGCCUGGAAGUAAACUGGACUCACAUGUGGAGGUGGGCUUGAGUAAAGGCCCAACUGACUCGACGGAGACACGCCAUUCUCGCAGUCGGCCAGGGCUGUCACAGCGGAUUCAUGAACGUCUGGAUGCCAAAGAGAACGAUCGCAAAGAAUCCCACCCUACCUUGCUGCUCCCAUCCACAGAUGAAAACAGCAGCUCUACAACCUUUGUCAGCAACGGACAACUAGAUUCCACGCACUGCUCGCCACCAAAAACAGAGAACGAGCUCCGACAAAUGUUUUAUAAGCAGCAGGAAGAGAUCCGAAGGUUGAGGGAGCUUCUUAACCAGAAGGAUGUGCGGAUGAAACAGUUGGAAUUGGAGAUCAAAAAUGUGAAAAACUCACAAGCCAAUCUUUGAGAGAAACUGUCAAACGCCUUGUCUUCUUCACUAACAUUCACAUAAGACCUUUCUGCCUCAUGAAUUAUGCUGUAAAGGUGUGGUCACAUUUACCAUUGCUCAGCAAAAUUUCGCGGGUGAAAUCCAGUCAUUUCAAUAGGAAUUCGCGCUAACGGGAGUUUCGUGUAAGGAAGGAAUAUUUUGUUUGUGUUCAAGUUGGUCACAGAAAAGCUGCUUUUUUGAAAGUGACUGUGUGUGAGCGGGACUUCAUGCAUUGCUACACUAUUGACAAUGGACAAUGGAGCUUUUUUGCCCCCGAAAUUUCGCUAACGUGACCGCCCCUUAUGGAAACAGGCUACAUUCUCAUUACUAGCAUCUCUUUAUGAAAGUCAUUCCUUGUAUGCACGUUUUGUGCACAUAAAUACGGUACAACCUCCAUGGUAGUUUUUUUUUAUAGCACUAU